This is a messenger RNA of Saccharomyces eubayanus, 906 nucleotides long. RefSeq names its product putative thioredoxin peroxidase SCO2 (gene SCO2). Lineage: Eukaryota; Fungi; Ascomycota; Saccharomycetes; Saccharomycetales; Saccharomycetaceae. The transcript has a single exon. Gene Ontology annotation, molecular function: copper chaperone activity; copper ion binding. Gene Ontology annotation, cellular component: mitochondrial inner membrane. Bases 1 to 906 code for a protein of 301 amino acids. Gene Ontology annotation, biological process: intracellular copper ion homeostasis; mitochondrial respiratory chain complex IV assembly. The record is from RefSeq and is a predicted model, not a curated record.
AUGUUUAAUGGUUCAAUAAAGUAUAUGAAUCGUUGCUUAUGUAGACAGGCGAAUGUUUCAAUGCGAAGAACUUUCUAUCAUAAAAGCGUAUACCAAAGGUUUUUCUCAACAAGAAACAGUUUGAAAAAUGUUAAUGGCGAAAAACCUGGUACGAAAAAACCAUUGAAUAGGUUACAACUAGGUGAUGAAAUUGAUGAAACGGAACCUGUCAGAACAAAAUUUUUCCAAUUUUCCGGAUGGAAGUCCACCCUUAUCUGUUGUGGUUUAGGUGCUGCGAUAUAUACUUACAUAUCAAAAAAGAGACGUUUGCUGGAAACAGAAAAGGAAGCAAACGCUAACAGAGCUUACGGCUCAGUAGCGCUCGGAGGGCCUUUCAGUUUAAUAGAUUUUAAUGGUCAACCCUUCACUGAGAAGAAUUUAAAGGGUAAGUUUUCCAUUCUAUAUUUUGGUUUUAGUAAUUGCCCCGACGUUUGUCCAGAAGAGCUGGAUAGAUUAACCUAUUGGAUUUCUGAAUUAAAUGACAAAGAUAACGUAAAAAUACAGCCAUUGUUCAUCUCGUGCGAUCCGGCAAGAGAUUCUCCCGAAGUCUUAAAAGAGUACUUGAGUGAUUUCCAUCCUGCUAUUAUUGGUUUGACUGGAACAUAUGAUGAAGUGAAAAGCGUAUGUAAAAAAUACAAGGUAUAUUUUUCUACUCCUCGUGAUGCCAAGCCUGACCAAGACUACUUAGUAGACCAUUCAAUUUUUUUUUAUUUAAUUGAUCCCGAGGGUCAGUUCAUUGAUGCAUUGGGCAGGAACUACGAUGACCAAUCCGGUCUAGAAAAGAUUCGUGAACAAAUUGAAGCUUAUGUGCCAAAAAAAGAACGAGAGCGUAGGUUGACUAAAUGGUACUCUUUCAUCUUUAAAUGA